Messenger RNA from Mus caroli (Ryukyu mouse), 2034 nucleotides. The record is from RefSeq and is a predicted model, not a curated record. Lineage: Eukaryota; Metazoa; Chordata; Mammalia; Rodentia; Muridae.
GAUGAAAUUUAAUAACUCUUGCCUCCCUAACAUGUCCUUUAUGUACAUUGUUUAGGAAGUUUUCCUUUUUCUCAAAGUAAAGUGAAGAAAAAAAUCCAGUGUUUCUCAACUGUACUGCUAUUCCUAUUUAGCUAUUUUAUCUAGAAUAUCACAUACAUCCUAAAUUAAGAGAGAGAUAAAUUAAGGAACAAAGGAAAGAAUCCUUAAAUAGACCAACUCAUAUAUGGGAAAGUGAAUUUUUGGAAAACAAAGAAGACAUGGUCUUCUCCAUACAAUCAUGGAAAAUUUUUGCCACGUGCACAAAAGGAUCUUCGUAUAGUUUUAUACCAUAUACAAAAGAAUCCAAAAUAGGUCAUAGAUAUACAAGUUAAACCUUUAAAGUCUCUAGAGAAGAAUACAGGAGAAAAAUCUUCUGAUCUUGAAUUUGAAGAGAUGGGACAGCAAAAUAUGGUCCUCAAGUGAGUGAACUGGUAAAUAUAUUUCAUGUAUAUGUAUGUUAAAGUUUUAAGUUGUAUACCUGAAGUAUACACACUGUGCCAUAUUCUACACUUUGCAGGGGUCAGGAACACAGACCCUAAGAAUUCCUAGGUUACCACAUGGCCUUUGAAAGUAUCCUUUUUUUGAUCAUCUUGCAUAGCGAUUCAUUUUUCAUGUUUCACCUAAUGCUCUCUUCCUGCUCUGUCAUCUUGGGUAUGCCUUGUUAACUACUUACCUUGUAUGUCCUGAAUGUAGACGUGCAUAGAGUGCUGUAAUCUUACAGUUGAGGUUUCUUUUCAGGCUGAUCCUGGGACUGUGAGAUGGAGAGUGAAUACAGGGAAAUGCUGUUGUUGACCGGCCUGGACCACAUCACGGAGGAGGAACUGAAACGGUUCAAGUACUUUGCUUUGACUGAGUUUCAGAUUGCCAGGAGCACACUCGACGUUGCAGAUAGGACAGAGUUAGCUGACCACCUGAUUCAAAGUGCAGGUGCAGCAUCUGCAGUGACCAAGGCCAUUAAUAUUUUCCAGAAGUUGAAUUAUAUGCAUAUUGCAAAUGCUCUUGAAGAGAAAAAGAAAGAAGCUGAACGUAAAUUCAUGACCAAUACAAAGAAGAGAGGAACACAGAAGGUAGAAAAUAGAAGUCAAGCUGAAAACUGCUCUGCUGCCUCUGCCACCCACAGUGACAAUGACUUUAAGGAGCAGGCUGCUACAGAAGUCUGUCCUCAAGCUAAGCCUCAGAAGAAACAGAUGGUGGCAGAACAGGAAGCCAUCAGAGAAGAUUUACAGAAAGAUCCACUUGUAGUCACAGUGCUGAAAGCUAUAAAUCCCUUUGAGUGUGAGACUCAGGAAGGAAGACAAGAGAUAUUUCAUGCAACAGUGGCCACGGAGACAGAUUUUUUCUUUGUAAAAGUUUUAAAUGCACAGUUUAAAGAUAAAUUUAUCCCAAAGAGAACAAUUAAAAUAUCAAACUACCUUUGGCACAAUAACUUCAUGGAGGUCACCAGUUCCUCAGUUGUGGUUGAUGUUGAAUCUAACCAUGUAGUCCCAAAUAACGUUGUUAAGAGAGCCAAGGAAACUCCCAGGAUUAGUAAACUGAAGAUUCAGCCGUGUGGAACAAUUGUGAAUGGGCUGUUUAAAGUCCAGAAGAUAACAGAGGAAAAAGAUAGAGUACUAUAUGUUAUACAUGAUAAAACAGGGACAAUGGAGGUGUUGGUGCUGGAAAACCCAAGCAAAACAAAGUGCGAGGAAGGAGACAAGAUUAGACUCACAUUCUUUGAGGUGUCAAAAAAUGGAGUGAAAAUUCAGUUGAAAUCUGGACCUUGUAGCUUUUUUAAGGUUAUUAAGGCUGCAAAGCCAAAAACUGACAUGAAAAGUGUGGAGUGAAGUCAACUCAUUUGAAAAACCUUUUCCUGAAGAAUCCUGAUGCUGCUCCUUGAACCAGACUGAGCUACCUGAGGAUAGCAUUUUACAACCUCAUCAUCCUAUUGUAUUACUUAGAAAAGGACAAACACUCAAAAAACAUCUGAAAAAAUAUAUAAGCUUAUUAUUAAUUAAG